UGGUCAACAACAACAUUCAACAGCUGAUGAGUUGAUAAGAGGAGAUUUAAAAGUGAUUUAAGAUAGAAUGGUCUUAUACUGACGUUAACUGUCGGAGUUGCGAGGUCAGUCACGGAACAGCGAGGUUUUUGUUUCUUGUAGUUUGUUGUCUUUGAGUUUUCCGGAGUAGAAAAUGAGUGUUAAUGGUAAUAGAAACGCAGAUUUAUACAGUGAGUGCAUCGCCGGGAACACAGGAGACAACGAAACCUCUCCUUUAUUACCAAAUGGAUCAGUGCAGACCAGGGCCAAAGGAGCUUCCUUCGCCUCCUCUGUGUUUAACCUGAUGAAUGCCAUCAUGGGCAGCGGUAUACUGGGUCUAGCUUAUGCUAUGGCUAACACUGGCAUAGUUGGUUUCUGUAUCCUGUUGGUACUAGUGUCCAGCCUGGCAGCGUACUCUAUACAUCUCCUUCUGAAGCUAUGUGACCAAACAGGCAUCAAUUCAUAUGAAGGCCUUGGAGAGAGAGCCUUGCAAAAGCCAGGAAAAUUUCUAGUUGGAGUUGCCAUUCUUAUCCAAAAUGUUGGUGCUAUGUCAUCUUAUUUGUUCAUCUUGAAGUCGGAGCUUCCUGCAGCCAUAAGCAGCUUCCUGAGCCCAGACAACGCAGGAAAUUCCUGGUAUGACGAUGGCAGGUUGCUUCUGAUCCUAGUCACACUCUGUGUUGUUCUACCUUUGUCAAUAUUGCCUAAAAUUGGCUUCCUGGGAUACACCAGUAGCCUGGCUUUCUUCUUCAUGCUGUACUUUGCUGUUGUGGUUGUUGUCAAAAAAUGGUCCAUCCCCUGCCCACUGCCUCACAAUGUGACUACAUUUUCAGGAGCCUUCCAGAUAUCAAAUUCCUCUGACUCAGAGUGUACGCCCAAACUCUUUGUCAUCUCCAGUGAGAGCGCCUACGCCAUCCCCACCAUGGCCUUCUCCUUUCUGUGCCACACAGCUAUCCUACCAAUCUACUGCGAACUGGACCGACCGACCAAGACCAGGAUGCAGAACGUUACAAAUGUCGGUAUUAGCCUCAGCUUGCUGCUUUACCUCAUCUCUGCACUGUUUGGCUACCUCACCUUCUAUGCUCACGUGAACUCAGAGUUGAUGCUUGGCUACGAUACGUACCUGCCGCGGGACAUCAUGGUGAUGACGGUUCGGCUGGCCAUCCUCCUCUCUGUGUUGCUGACUGUACCACUCAUUCACUUCCCUGCCCGUAAGGCCGUGAUCUUGCUGCUAUGUGGAGGACGUCCCUUCUCCUGGCUGAGCCACAUCAUUGCAACUAUAACCAUCCUGGGUGUGGUGCUGAUACUGGCCAUCUUUGUCCCUGAUAUCAGAAAUGUGUUCGGAGUAGUGGGAUCGACAACAUCCAGCUGCCUCUUGUUUAUUUUCCCCGGCAUCUUCUACCUUAAGAUCAGCAGCCAACCUCUCAGAUCCUUUGACUCCAUUGGGGCUAUACUUCUGGUGGUCUUUGGCCUUAUUAUGGGACUCAUCAGCUUCUCUGUCAUUGUCAUUACAUGGGCACAGAGCUCCUAACCCCCAUCUCUCUUUUCCAAAUCAAGCACAAGAGCAAAGAGAGGGAAAAGUGUGCCAAAGAAACUGAAUACUGGAUAAAGAAAAGGGAACCGACAGAUGUUUAUCUGAAUUACCUCAGGCAGAUUAUUUAUGGUGAAGUUGUUCUCAACACUAGACUAGUGUGUUUUUCUAACUCAGAAACCAAGUACAUACAAGCCAAAACAAAACAAGGACUUUUCAUGUUCUACUCACUAAUUUUCUCAGCUUUUCUCCAAGUACCAACUUUACUAUAUGUGAUUCAGGGCAAUCUUUGUGUUUUUAAGCGGCCUGAAACAAAAGAUGAGUGAGUUGAGUGUGUCUGUGUGUACAGAACAAUACAAAAAGUGUCAGGCAAGUUGUCCGUUAUCUUUUAAGCCAUUGUGUUGUUCUGUGUGGAUGAUCAUACACCUUAUAUACAAUCUACUACAAGCAUUUGAAAAAUGCUAUUGACUACGUCUGAUCCAUAAAUGUGUCAGGUUUACUGCUUUCUUAAAUUUUGUUUGUGGCACGUUUCACAUUUUUUGCAUAUCAUAGUGACUAAUUUACAUUCCCUGAUUUAUGGCAAGUGCCAAGUGUUUUUAUUUUAUUCACUUUAUUUUGUUCUUGGAUUUUUCUUUUAAGCUUUUUGUUUUCAUCUUUUAAUCUAUGUAUUGAUCUGCCACUCCACUUAUGGUCCAAACCUCGGGUUUCAAUGGUGCUGCUGCUACUUUGAAAGCUUUAAUGAAUGUGUUUUUGUUUGGACCAGUUAAUUACAACAUACUCCAUGCGGUUAUAAUGUAAAAUAAUUGACAGUUAGUCUUCAAAUUAUUGGCAUUUAAUAAAAGGGAAAGUUGUUUAUGCA
Molecule: messenger RNA, 2405 nt
Organism: Seriola aureovittata
Lineage: Eukaryota; Metazoa; Chordata; Actinopteri; Carangiformes; Carangidae
Gene: slc38a6
Product: solute carrier family 38 member 6
Exons: 16
Coding region: 173-1546 (457 amino acids)
Biological process (GO): amino acid transmembrane transport; L-glutamine transport
Molecular function (GO): L-glutamine transmembrane transporter activity
Source: RefSeq, a predicted model, not a curated record